AUGCAGAACAUCCUCGAGCAGAACUUAGACAUGGCCACGGCUCUGCUGGCGGGAGAGAAGCUGAAGGAGCUGAUCCUGCCUGGCUCUUCCCAGGAUGAGAAGGGAGGAAUGCUGGCCGGCCUUAUGGUCCAGCUUAAACUGGAGCUACCAUUUGACCGCGUAGUCACCAUCGGCACCGUCAUCAUACCCAUCCUGCUCGUCACUCUUGUCUUCACAAGGAACUUUGCAGAGGAGUCAAUCUACUGCUACACGCCUCACAACUUCACCCGUGACCAGGCCCUGUACGCACGAGGCUACUGCUGGACAGAGCUGCGUGACGCCGUUCCCGGGGUGGAGCCUGACCUUCGACCUUCGCUGUUUGAGCACAAGUUCCUACCCUACGCCCUGCUGGCCUUCGCCGGCAUCAUGUACAUCCCUGCUUUGGGCUGGGAGUUCAUGGCCUCCACAAGACUUACCUCCGAGCUCAACUUCCUGCUUCACGAGAUCGACAACUGCUACCACCGGGCUGCCGAGGGCCGGGCCCCUAAGAUCGAGAAGCAGAUCCAGUCCAAAGGACCAGGCAUCACGGAGAGAGAGAGACGAGAGAUCAUCGAGAAUGCGGAGAAGGAGAAGAGCCCCGAGCAGAACCUGUUUGAGAAGUACCUGGAGAGGCGAGGCCAGAGCAACUUCCUGGCCAAGCUGUACCUUGCGCGCCACCUGGCCAUCAUGUGCCUCAGCUCCAUCCCCAUCUCCUACCUGAGCGCCUACUGGCACCGCCAGCGCCAGAACGAGUUCAGCUGUGCCCUGGGGGAGCCUCCAGACUCCAGCAGCAUCCCUGAGCUGAGGCUCAGCGUCAACUGCAAACUGCCAGCCGUGCAGCUGCAGCGCAUUAUGGCCGCCGUAGACAUCGCCCUGCUGAGCACCAUGAACCUUGUCAUCCUGGUCAACCUGCUGCACCUGUUCGUGGUGCGGAAGUCCAACUUCGUGUUCGACAAACUGCACAAGGUGGGCAUCAAGACGCGGCGGCGCUGGCAGAAGUCUCAGUUCUGUGACAUCAACAUCUUGGCCAUGUUCUGUAACGAGAACCGCGACCACAUCAAAUCACUCAACCGCCUUGACUUUAUCACCAAUGAGAGUGACCUCAUGUAUGACAAUGUGGUGAGGCAGCUGCUGGCCGCCCUGGCCCAGUCUAACCAUGACGCUACACCCUCUGUGAGGGACUCAGGCAUCCAGACCCUAGACCCCAACAUGGACCCCUCUCUCUUGGGAGUGGGGGAGCUGGGAGGGGAGCCGCUGGUCAUCAAACGACCACGCAAGAAGAUGAAGUGGAUCCCCAGCUCCAAUCCCCUCCCCCAGCCUUUUAAGGAACCUCUGACAAUGACGCGUUUGGAGAACAGCACUAAGACUGAGAAGCCCAAACCGGUGAGGAGGAAACCAGUGGCAGAGAACUAUGUUGCUCCAUUAAGCAAGAGCACACAGUACCCGCCCUCUGCCAAAGAUAUGAGCGCAAUGGAGAAAAAGCACAGUCGCAACUUUACCCUGGAUGUUCACCCAUACAUGCUGACCAUCCGUAAGCCCACCAAGGUAGAGACAGUCAGCACAGAGCCUCUGCCCCCUGACCACACCCUGGACUCUGUGUUCAUCGAGGGCACACACACCAUCGUCCAUGUCUCUGCUUCUAUCACAGAAAAGAAAGAUUGCACCCCAGAGUCCACCAACACGGUCUUCUCUACAAUGACCGUCCCCACCAGCAUCUAUCUGAACGAUGCCACUCCCAGCCCCAACCCACCCUCCCUCGCUGACUGCCACCCUACAGAUUCCCUGAUCGAACAAGAGGAGCCCGAAGCCCAGCCUGCAGUCUUUACUCGGAUCCCUUCCCACCAGCUUCUAAGUAUGCACCAGAUACUCAGUAUGGAGGAAGAGGGGGCUGGAGGCCAGGGGGCCAGACUGGCUGAGAGACCCGUGGGGGAACUAAUCGCUGCUGGGGAGUGCUGA
Molecule: messenger RNA, 1974 nt
Organism: Salvelinus namaycush (lake trout)
Lineage: Eukaryota; Metazoa; Chordata; Actinopteri; Salmoniformes; Salmonidae
Product: pannexin-2-like
Exons: 5
Coding region: 1-1974 (657 amino acids)
Biological process (GO): monoatomic cation transport; positive regulation of interleukin-1 production
Molecular function (GO): channel activity
Source: RefSeq, a predicted model, not a curated record